AUGGGGCAGACAAAUAUAGCCCUCAUACAAGAACCUUGGAUCCACAAGGAAUGUGUAGGGGGGCUCAAUACGGGGUGCGGCUCACUCUACUAUGAUGCCACAUCCACAAGGCCCAGGGCUUGCAUCUUCGUCAAGAAGGAGAUAGCGGCCCUGAAACUUAACGAAUUCUGCACAGCUGAUCUCUCAGCGGUUAAGGUUAAACUUAACCUCGGUGGGAAUACGUCAGAGCUGAUGGUUUGCUCGGCGUACCUUCCGUAUGAUUCAGUGGACCCUCCACCUACGAGGGGAUUCGGGGCACUGAUAGACCACUGUGUUGUCACCGGUCUGCAUCUGAGGCACAGCAACCUCGCCACCACGGGUCUGGAGAUCCUCAACAUAGACUCCGCCCCUAACUUUGUUACCUCCCGUAGACAGAAGGUAAUUGAUCUGACCCUGGGCUCCGCAAAGGUGGCACAGGUCGUCAAACAUUGGCAAGUUCGGGACGAGAGCACACUCUCGGAUCAUCGCCUUAUUACUUUUAACCUAAUAGGUGACAGGGGAGGCGGCACUGGCGAGGCUUACAGGAACCCAAAGGCCACCAACUGGGCACUCUAUAAAGAGGGCCUGAAGAGGAGGCUGAGGAGGCUAAAGGGGCACUGUCAGCGUCCUAGGACCGUAGGCGAAAUUGACCAAGCGGUGAAGCACUUGAGCUCCGCCAUCACUCAAGCCUACGAGGCUGCCUGCCCUGCCAGAACCAGAAACAGUAACAAAAGGGUCCCCUGGUGGAACAAGAAAUUGGACCAAGCCAGGAAGGACACCCGUAGACUACUGAAUAAAGCCAUGAAGGCCAAUACAGAGCCAGCAAGGGACAACUACAAAAGGUCCCAGCAAGCUUACAAAAAGUUAAUAAGAACCAGCAAGAGGACGGCCUGGAAGACCUUCUGCAAAGAGACCGAGGUGCUUCUGACGAACAAUCAAAGAGAAACGCUAGAACACCUGAUCUAG
Molecule: messenger RNA, 984 nt
Organism: Osmia bicornis bicornis
Lineage: Eukaryota; Metazoa; Arthropoda; Insecta; Hymenoptera; Megachilidae
Exons: 2
Coding region: 1-984 (327 amino acids)
Molecular function (GO): catalytic activity
Source: RefSeq, a predicted model, not a curated record